AUGGCAGUGGCGGUGGCGGCAUCCCUCCUCGUCUUCCUCGGCGUCUUCCCUUUUCCUUGUCUGGUGGCUGGAGGAGCGCCGCCAUCUUCUCCGGCGCCGGCCCCCUGGCCGCCUCAAUUCCACGCCAUCCUCUACGCCAACUACUCGGGGGCCCUUUCUAUCAUCGACCUCUGGUACGACUGGCCCAAUGGCCGCAACUUCAACAUAAUCCAGAAGCAGCAGGGGGAGCUCCUCUACGACCUCGAAUGGGACAAUGGCACCUCCUUCUACUACAAUCUCGACGCCUCCCGACGGUGCCGCACCAUGCGCUUCCCCGUUGGCAUCCUCCGCCCCAACUGGCUCGGCGGCGCUACCUACCUCGGCCAGGUCGCCGUCGACGGCUUCCUCUGCAAUGUGUGGGAGAAGGCCGACUUCAUCACCUACUACGAGGACGUUGCCACAAGGAGGCCCGUCCGUUGGGUGUUCUACACUGGUACGAACCCUAAUUUGGUUUUUCGAAUUCCCCGCACCCAAUUCGUCUAGGAACGAAAUCCUCCGAUCUUCCUUCGGGUUUGCAUGCACAAUGGGAUCGGGAAAUCGUGAAUUGCGACGGACAAUUCUGAUUUCUGCGUUCCUCAAUCGCCGAAGUCGGGGAUCUCCACGGAGUUCAUCUCACCCCCCCCACCCUCUUCUGUUCUCUGCUCGCUCGGUCGCCAUGUUCUUCUUCUCUCUCUACUUCUAUUUCUGCAGGGCGGUCGAUCCACGUGAUGACGUUUGAGGAGGGGGCGGUGCUGGAGGACGAGAAAUGGCAGGCUCCCGUCUACUGCUUCGACUCGGCAGCGGCUGCGGUGGCUUCUUCUGGUUGA
Molecule: messenger RNA, 845 nt
Organism: Spirodela intermedia
Lineage: Eukaryota; Viridiplantae; Streptophyta; Magnoliopsida; Alismatales; Araceae
Source: the annotation of a GenBank genome assembly